Nezara viridula (southern green stink bug) is the source of this 1667-nucleotide messenger RNA. The record is from the annotation of a GenBank genome assembly. NCBI's taxonomy places the organism in Eukaryota, Metazoa, Arthropoda, Insecta, Hemiptera, Pentatomidae.
UAAAUGUCCUUAUAUAACAUCUUGAGAGCAAUCCAGUAUUGCCCUUGAAUGAAAUUAUACUGCUCUAUUUGCUUUUACAUCAGCCAUUCAGUGAUAUAUACUCCGGGUGCAGAGGCGUUUGGCAGUCGUAGUGUCGAAGAAUCUAUCCGAAAUUAAGAAAUGGACAAAGAAGUACUCGAAGUGGUCCUCAAGAAGUUGGAGAAGGAGUCAAGGAUCGCCACUAUUUUAGAUCUCCAAUCGGUAUCGGCAUUGCCCAAAGGAGAAAACUACACAUCGACCAUCAUAAGGAUAACUUUGAAAGUGGUCUUGGGCAAUGGAAGGCUGGCUAAGAAGUCCUUCAUCAUGAAGCAGUUGAUCACUAAAGGAGGAAGCGGAGAUCUCGUAAAGGAGAUCAAUGCAGCGAAGUUGGAAAGCCAGAUUUAUUCUGUAGUACACAAAGAAAUGACCUAUCUCAUGGAAGAAUUCGAAGACACGGAUGAAACUCUUUGGUGUAAAUUCAUUCACUAUGACCCGCACUUAUCUAAUAUCGUGCUUGAAGACCUAAAGGCAAGUGGUUACAGUUUGGUUCCAAGACAGAAAGGUUUGGAUUUGGACCAUGCCAUCCUCGUUCUCAAUAGUUUAGGAAGGUACCACGGGAUGGCAAAGGUACUCGAACAGAGGGGAAUCAUCUCCAAAGAAAACUACACUCCUUAUGUUUUUUUUACCAACGUAAAAUAUAUCAAAAGCUUCAGUUACGCAAGCAUUUUAAAUCUUUCUAAUGUUAUGCAGAAGUACUGGGGCCCUGAAUGGGAGGAGACUGCAAAGAAACUGAAGACGAUACCAUUCGAUCCAUUUGUUAACAAAAUGCUCAGCAUGGGAUCGGUUAAUACUGAGACCAAUUUUACAGUUCUCAACCACGGCGAUGUCUGGUCUAACAAUAUGAUGUUCAAAUAUGACUUUCAGAACCGACCUAUCGCAAUGAAAUUUUUGGACUACCAAAUACCUCACUAUAGCACACCAUGCAUAGAUGUUACCUAUUUCAUGUACCUCGGUACCCAGCCUGCAGUUCGUCGAAGCAACUACGAACUCCUGGUGAAGACUUACCACGACUCCUUGGUCAGAACUUUGGACAAGUUCGGUUUCACUGGUACCAAGCCAACUCUUGAAGAUAUAACCGAUACAAUGAAGCGACUCGAGUUCUUCGGAUUGUGUUUUUUUGUUGAAGCAUACGCUUCUCUCGUUUGUUCAUCGACAGAAGCUUUUGACAUUGAUAAAAUUCUAUCAACUGAGGGACAAGAAGGGUAUAAUGAAGAAGUUUUAAGAGAGCCUGGAAUGAUUAAAACCUUGGGGCCAGAUAUCAUUGAUUUUGUCGAGAGGCAUAUUAUUGGGCUAAAUUAAGGAAUUAUCAUUAUAUUCAUUCAUUAAUUGGAAAAAUAUAAAAUCAUGUAGUUAUGUGUAUUUAUAAAAAUACAAAUUUUGAUAAAUUAAGCUAGCUAUUAUAUAUAUCAGAGGCCCAAAAAGUUUUUUAUGUCACCAUGUAAUAAUCUUUCAGACGUGAAUGUAAUGAUGUAAUAAUGUGAUGUAAAUGUAAAUUAUAAAAAGUAUUUUAGUGUGUUAAGUAAUUUAUAAAAUGAUAUUUGUAAAUUAUAUCUAGCAUUAAAUGAUUGAUUUAUUUGUUGAUAAUUAAU